AUGGAUGAAGGCGCCAACGUCAUGCAUCACUGCAACGAGGUCCUGAACAUCACCGCCAAGCUUAGCAGCAUCGGUGCGAAGAUGGAGGACGAGGACGUCGCAAUUUGCCUUCUGCUCAGUCUCCCUAAAAGUUUUGAGAACGUUAUUCUAAACUUGGAGAUGAGCAGCGUAGAGCUUCGUACCCAAGAUGUGGUGAAAGUGCUCACGAAUGAGCACACCAAGCGCCAAGGGGAGAAGGUGACAACAACAGCGACGAUGGUCAAAACUGAAGAUGCAGCCAAGUCCUUCAACACUGAGCGCGAGCCAUACAAGUGCACCUACUGUGGGAAGGUGGGACGCACCGUCGAUCGCUGUUGGACCAAGCAGAAGAAUGAAAGUCGAGGAGCCCGACGCGGCGGCAAUGGUCGUGGACGCGGGGCAAACAAUGUCCAGUGGGGACAAUAUCGUGAUGAAGACAGCGACUACGAUCAAGUAGCGUUUGCAGUUUCGCUAGAGUGUGGACUCUCAGCGAAGAAGUACGUGUUCGGAAUGUGGGCCGUCGACAGUGGUGCAACACACCACAUAUGCCACGACAAGACGAAGUUUGCAAGACUGAACAAGCGCAACGACGGUGAAAUCUUGGUGGCAAAUGGCAACAAAGUGGCCAUCAAGGAUGUUGGAACCAUCUUUGAAAAGGUGGUUCUGCCCGACGGUGAAGAGCGCGAGAUCGAGAUCAAGAACGUGCUUUACGUACCAAGCAUGAGCAAGAAUCUACUUUCGGAACCGCAGAUCAACGAGCACGGAAAGUUUCAAGUCGUGUUCGACUGGACCAAGAUGUUUGUCGCUCUCAAAGGAUCGCAACAAGUGGUGGCAACAGCAGAUCUUGUGGAUGCCUUUACUGGCUUCACACAGCUCACCGAUCGGCCAAUGCGACAACAAACGGAAGCAACGGUGUCAAAUUACAUGCGCGGAUGGGACACGCUCCAGCUGAUGUGCUUCGCAAAAUGGUGGCCACGAACAUGA
Molecule: messenger RNA, 1002 nt
Organism: Peronospora matthiolae
Lineage: Eukaryota; Oomycota; Peronosporomycetes; Peronosporales; Peronosporaceae
Source: the annotation of a GenBank genome assembly